Messenger RNA from Plasmopara halstedii, 689 nucleotides. RefSeq lists its product as uncharacterized. The transcript has a single exon. The record is from RefSeq and is a predicted model, not a curated record. The coding region runs from base 299 to 637 and encodes 112 amino acids. NCBI's taxonomy places the organism in Eukaryota, Oomycota, Peronosporomycetes, Peronosporales, Peronosporaceae.
CUUCAAUUCAUACUUUUAUGUAAAUGUCUACUGUACAGAUUUUCUGCAGGAGUCAGCACAGCCGUCGCGUGGCGAAACUGUGCGGGCACUUUCUGGUGGAUGAGGGUACGUGGCAAUAUCACCCGUCUUAGCCGCUGGCAAAAAGUCCGAAAGGUAGCAACUCGACAAACCUUGUGGACCAUGCUUUAUCAAUUUAAACGACAAAAUGUCCAUUUUACAGUAUCGUAGCAGAGAUCGCCCCAUCGCGGCUGAGGCACAUGUUAGAAUGUAAAAACUAUAAAUUGGGGCAGUCACAUCGAUGGGUACAUUCAGCGCUAGUCGUACACACCAAAGGUUUGGUGUCAUGUCCAGCUUAUUGAGUAACUUGAGAGCACAAAAGUCUUUAAUUUGUGCUCUCAAUAAGUUUGGGCAAUUAUACUGUGUGAUUGGCUAUUCUAGCCGCACUAUCGAUUCUUGUAUCAUUGUCAUUUCAGCGCGCGUUCAUGUUUUUCAUCUGUCACAGGAAGAUUUGGCGGUUGUUGUGGUCCACCUGAUGGUAGUGUUUUUUUGUGCACCACACCAGUCGCUUGGUGGAGAAUGUGGUCUCAGUAUUGACCCAAACUCUCCAGGUCGAAACCUCCGCCCUUGCGGCAAGUAGCAGAACAGCAUCCACCACUUGUUUUUAUUUCCUUCUACGUUACUGUCAGAAU